Helicoverpa armigera (cotton bollworm) is the source of this 1966-nucleotide messenger RNA. It is a transcript of the gene Hd, whose product is annotated as humpty dumpty. Gene Ontology annotation, cellular component: nucleus. Gene Ontology annotation, biological process: nuclear DNA replication. The transcript has 10 exons. The coding region runs from base 176 to 1885 and encodes 569 amino acids. Lineage: Eukaryota; Metazoa; Arthropoda; Insecta; Lepidoptera; Noctuidae. The record is from RefSeq and is a predicted model, not a curated record.
UGCUUCAUGUUGGUAGCAUUGGGCUACGCAAUGUUUGAUUUUUGAUUGAUGUAAUAGGCGCGUUUUGCCAGGUGAUUUUUAGUAAACAAUGAAUCGGUAAAUAAAAAGUUCUUAACAAUCGCUAAUGAAUUGUAAAUCAAGCUUAAAAAAAGGGUUAUAUUUAUGAACUGAAACCAUGGAACCGCCUUCGCCAUGGAAGCGGCCCAACGAAGUUAUGCAGCUGCACAAGCUGAAAAAGCGAAAAAAAGCGUUACAGGAACGCAUGAAGCAACCCUCCCAACCAACCUCAGAUGCAUCAGGCAGCCAAAAGCCUGUUGAUUUAGAUUUUUCAAGAAUCCUAGAAGGAGAGAAAAGGAAAAAUCCAUUUUCAAAGACAAAACCUGAACAAAAUAAGAAACCAAAAUUAGAAGUUGAAGACCAACUAGAUGAGUCUAACGACAAGACCCUGUAUGCUCUCCUCAACUUACCUGCAAAGGUUGUGGAGAAGCCAGCCAAGGAUGUGGACACGGAGAAACUAUCUACAUUCUCCAACCUAUUACAGAAAUUCACUGCUGAACACUCCGUGGAGCCAAUACCAGAGAAGAAAUACAAACACUUACCUAUUGAUUGGGCUUUAAAAACUAAAGUAAGAUUGAUGUCACCAAAACCCUUUGCAUGGACCUCCAAAUUGAAGGCUAGUGAGGAAGCAUCUGGUAUUACUGGAUUCGUCCGCUGCCUCGACACGACAGCAUCACCGACUCUAGACACGUCACCGCGCGCUCGGUUCCACCAGGCCUGCUUAUACUGGCAACACCCACACUUGCCGUGGCUGGACCUCUACCCAAGGUCGUCAGGGAAGGUUGCCGCCACCAGCUUCAUGGCUACCAACGAGGAUGUUAAGCAAGCUCUGCAUACUGAGUGGACGGAGAGCUUUAGGUCUUUGUUUCAGUUGCUCCGUGCACUUCACUGCCCGUAUUUCUACGUGUGCGCGAACACUUUCACGUGUCUAUUCCGCGCGGCCGGCCUGUGCGGAGUGUCCGAACCCUGUGCCUUAAUCGCACCCACCACCAGGGGCUUUAGGCAGAUAUUACGACAGGAAGACGUAGAAUACACAAUGCCGCUCCGGCCCGACAGCAAGAAGAAGCUAAACACGUCAGACGACGAUAGACCAAAGAAUUCAUCCAUCGACAGCUGUUACGAUACGAUGGACGACAAAUGUACGCAGGAUGCCAUGGACAGGAAGGAUGACGAGGAUGAAGAGGAUCCCGACCAGUUCCUUUCGCAGAUGGGCUUCGAAACUGAAGUUAUUAAGAAGAUUAAUAUCACUCAGGCCCGCAUCACCCACAGCGCAGAAAGCAGCGUGGACAGUGCAGCCGAGUCGUUAGUGUUCGUGCGAGGAGCAGACGCGCAGGCGCUGUUCAACUUCCUGCUGAACUGCAAGUCCAUCGUCAGCCCCACGGGACCCUUCGCCGGAGUGCCGCCGACGUUACUGUCGCCCACCGCCUUCCAUGGAGGGACGUUGCAGUCUUUGAAAGUGCGAGAAAACACGAUACAUUCCGAUAGCAAUAAGUAUUACUCAAUAGAACUGCGAGGUCCGAUAUUACCGACGACUUUGCACACGUUGUUCAACGUGCUGAAGACGAGCUCAUCAGCCCAGUUCAGCGCCACCUUCGCGCAUCAUCAGCCCACGCUGGCCUUCUCGUGGGCUGCCAGUAAUAUUGCUGAAGACGAAUCAUCAAAAGAAAACGAGCCAAACCAUUUCGCCAAAGCUUUCAACAAAGAGAAUCUGUCAGACUGCGGCAUCAGUGAGGAGAUGCUUCAACAUUUCUGUUCAUCAGACCCCAAUGUUAUCAAACCCUUAGAUUGUGUGAAAUACAAUACAGACGAUGAUACUUACAUGUGGUGAUAUUUUGUUAGCCUUUACUGUUGUGACUGUUUUUCAAUCGUAUUUAUAUUGUGAUCAUGAAUUAAAUGAUAAUUUUGUACA